Molecule: messenger RNA, 2201 nt
Organism: Vespula vulgaris
Lineage: Eukaryota; Metazoa; Arthropoda; Insecta; Hymenoptera; Vespidae
Gene: knk
Product: protein Skeletor, isoforms B/C
Exons: 13
Coding region: 171-2201 (676 amino acids)
Source: RefSeq, a predicted model, not a curated record
UCGUUCCGUACCUCCAACGUGCGUGUGUGCCUUCUCAACGUCGAGGAGACGCUAUUUUAUUCUAUUUAUCUUCUAUGUACAUACGUUUUCUAUCGUAUGUACACCCCAUCGAUCUGAUCAACGCAUAAUAUUUUCCUGGAUUUCGAGGGAAAGCUCGAUAAGAUGAAGCUAUGGCAAACGCCAUAAAAACGUGGAGAGCGAGCGCUCUUAUGGCGUGUCUGUUUCUCUCUUAUAACGGUUUGGCGGAGGAAAAUGAUGAGGAAUAUAGGGGAAAGUAUCUUGGAAGAUUGAAUGCGUAUCAUCAUCAAGUAUCUGGUGAGUUAUACGCAGUCGAUGAGUACACGCUGCUUCUAACUACCUUCAAUUACGAUGGUAACGGAGCAGAUACGUUCUUCUGGGCUGGUGCAUCCAAUCGGCCAGGUCCUCAAGGUUUCAUCGUACCUGACGAGUGGGGCAAGACCAAUAUACUUGGUCGAUAUUUCAAUCGGGAUUUUACGCUGACCUUGCCGGACAACAAAAAGAUAACGGAUAUUAAAUGGUUCGCCGUGUAUGAUUUGGCUAGUCAGAACACAUUUGGCGAUGUCUAUAUUCCUGAAGAAUUUGAUCCACCAGCUCCUCAGAAGAUCUCUCAGCUAUCCAAGAGAUCCCAUGAUGUAUCGUCUGAGUCGAUAGUGAUCUUGGAUUCGAAGACAAUCAGUAUACCGCAAUUUACGUAUGAUGGAACAGGGAAUGAUACGUAUUUCUGGGUUGGCUUAGGUCCUCAACCUUCGAGCAAAGGAACGAAGGUUCCUGAUGAGUAUGGAUACCUGGAUCCACUACGUGCUUAUAAAAAAGAGGAUAUAAUAAUUCAAUUGCCAGGAGAAAUGACUGUCUUUAACGUCGAUUGGUUGAGCGUAUUCGACGUAAAAACUAAAUCGAAUUAUGGCUCGAUUAUUAUACCAGACGGUCUUAACGUACCACCAUCUUUAGUUAAAAUUGUCAAACAUACGCAAUCUCUGCCGAAUUGUGUUCAGCUCCAUAAACGUUAUCAAGUUAGCUGGGAAAUCUUUGGCCCACAGAUCACGAUACAAUUGGCUGGUCAAGUUGCCGAAGAUGAGUACAUGGCUUUCGGCUUAUCUGGUUCUGAUAGCUCCAGCCAAAUGGAAGGUGCAGAUGUUACCAUUGCUUAUAUGGAUGGUACACGGGGUUAUGCCACUGAUUAUAACAUAACGGCAAAAGCACCGUGUGGAAAAGUCCUUGGACAGUACAAGGGUGUUUGCAAGGAUGAGCUCUUAGGUGGACUAGACAGCAAUCAAUUGUAUACCGCGGUAAGAGAAAACGGCAUCAACACCAUCACUUAUAGGCGAACGCUUAAUUCGUCUGAUCCAGGAGACAAAGAAUAUCCUACGGAUAAGCUGGCUUAUAUAAUUUGGGCGUUAGGAAGAUUAGACGAGAAUAUGGAACCUAAUUUCCACGAUCUCUAUCCUAAAAGUGAUUUGCGAUUAGAAUUGAGUCGUCAGGAACCAGAAAAUACCUGUAUGGAUUUCACGGAAGAUAAUGAAAAGCUCGUAAUACCUUGGGAAAAGGCAGAAAUAUUCGAUAGGAGUAUUAGAACUUUUAAAGCUACUAUUGGACCAUCUGGAGGAAAAAAGGGUUAUCAAGGAAUAACAGGACAAACGUCGAUGGGUUACGCGUGGUACAUUGAAGGUCAAUUAAUACCGGAAUUGUAUUUACGUCGAGGAUUAACAUACAACUUCGUUGUCUACGGAGGCAAUAAUCCUCAUAGUUCUAAUUUGUAUCAUCCUUUAAUUAUUACGGACGAACCUCACGGAGGCUACGAUAGACUCAGCGAUAUUGCACAAAGUAAAAUAAGAGUGUUAGCUGGUGUUGAGUUUACUAGAAGAGGUCGACCAAGACCAACGGCAGUGGGUCCUCUUUGUUUGAGCAAGCAUGACAGCAGAGAUAGAAGACUAGACGAUGACUUUUUAUCUUUCAAGAAGUUUAACAGAAGUCUUAUAUAUGUUUGUGAACCUGGCGAAGGAGGUAUUCUAGAAGUGACGCCUAACACAUCGUGGCCAGAUGUUGUUUAUUAUAAUUCCUUUACUCAUGCAAAUAUGGGUUGGAAAAUAUAUGUUGUUGAUGCUUAUUCCCGAAGCGAAGCAAUUUUACAUAACUUAUCCCUGACUGUUGGAAUAGUGGCUGUGUUUUUUCGUCUUUUAUAA